This is a messenger RNA of Pyricularia grisea, 1479 nucleotides long. RefSeq lists its product as uncharacterized. Gene Ontology annotation, biological process: transmembrane transport; monoatomic cation transport. The record is from RefSeq and is a predicted model, not a curated record. NCBI's taxonomy places the organism in Eukaryota, Fungi, Ascomycota, Sordariomycetes, Magnaporthales, Pyriculariaceae. Bases 1 to 1479 code for a protein of 492 amino acids. Gene Ontology annotation, molecular function: monoatomic cation transmembrane transporter activity. The transcript has a single exon. Gene Ontology annotation, cellular component: membrane.
AUGGAUCCAGACGUUUCCCGCUCCAUCACACACCAUCCCCAUGCUUUCAACCUGCCCUCGCGGGCGCAUUCUUCAAGUCCAUUUACCGGCCCUCACCGACAGUCCGUCAACGAGCAUAAUGCAAAUAGUACCGCUGUGGAGCUAGAUGAUGGCCUAGAGUCUGGCAGAAAUGACGGGCCAGUGGCAACCGCCAGGCAUGCUGCAAACUUAAACAGUGCUGAUGUCGAGAGCCAAGUCACAAUCGCCCAUCGCGGCCAGAUCCUGCGGCAGACAUUCGAGAGUGAUCCUUAUGGCCUGUCGCUUGCCUACAAGACGCCCUCCGACCUUGAGCAGAUCAAAGCUAACACCUCGAGAAAGCUUCGGUCGCGGAGGCCAACGGAUGCGCCAGCGGGCGGCGCGACACGAACUAGCAAGGCCCCGCACGGAGGAAUUCUGAGCAAAUGCGUCCCGCGCCCGAUACAAUCAAACAUUCAAGCACGUCGCCUCGAGGGCUUCUACGAAAAACAGAAUGCUACCAUCGAGCGCAUGCUCAAGUCUGUAGAAGACCAUCGAGCUGAUGCGCGCCAAGAGGCUGGAGAGGAGCUACUGCAGUUCCAGAUUGGCGUUUGGGGCUCCUUCAUCGCCAACAUCGUUCUUGCGAUACUCCAAGCCUACGCCGCCAUCUCGUCUGGAUCGCUGUCUCUCUUCACGACCAUGGCGGAUUCCGUCUUUGACCCGCUGAGCAACCUUACGCUUAUCCUGUCCGCUCGAGCCGUGCGACAUGUCGAUCCAUCGCGCUUCCCGUCGGGCAAGGCGCGCCUUGAGACGGUCGGAAAUAUCAUUUUUUGUUUCCUGAUGAUCUCGGUAUCGUUGAUUUUGAUUGCGUUUUCGGCCCGGGAGCUCACUGAGCGCAUGGGAUCCGACGAGAGAAACAGCUUCCACCUGCCUUCGGUGAUCGCAGUGUGCGUGGCUUUCGGCACCAAAUUCACCUUGUUCCUAUACACAUGGGCCCUGCGUAACCGUUAUUCGCAAAUCCGAAUCCUUUGGCAAGACCACCGUAACGAUCUGUUCGUCAAUGGCUUCGGUAUUCUGACCUCGGUCGGCGGCUCCAAGCUCAUCUGGUGGGUUGAUCCGAUGGGCGCAAUCAUCUUAUCUAUCGUGAUAUCGUGGCUCUGGCUGCGGACUGCCAUCUCUGAGUUUCUCUUACUCGUCGGCGUCGUUGCCAACGUUGAGACGCAGCAGCUCAUCACCUACGUCUGCUUGACACAUUCGCCUCUAAUCCAGCAGAUCGACACGGUCAGGGUAUAUCACUCUGGUCCCAGGUUGAUCGCUGAGGUUGAUAUUGUGAUGGCAGCCGAGACUUCGCUGCAGGUCCUCCACGAUGUGGCUGAGGAUUUGCAGAUCAAGCUGGAGAGCUUACCGGACGUCGAGAGAGCCUAUGUCCACGUAGACUACGAGACCACGCAUAAACCAGAGCAUGGCUACAAGAAGGAUAUCUGA